AUGAAUAAACGAAAAUUUACAAACAAUUCUUUUUAUUUUUAUGAUCCAAUUAAUAAAGAUUUUAAACAUGUAGAAACUGAAGCUAAUUCUUUAACUCAGUCAAUAAAUACAAAUCAAAUAACACCAACCCUUCCUCCUUUAAUUGAUAUUGCACUUCUUAAUCAAAGAUUAGAUAUUUAUAAAAAAAUUUUAAAAUCACCUACAAAAGAAAAGAAACUCAAAAGAUACAAGUUGGCUCAAGAAGAACAAGAUAUUAAAAACUCAGAAAUAGAUAAACCCCUUUCAAAAGAUAAGCAAGAACAAGCAAAUUUUCGUCUUUUAGAAUUUUUAAUUGAUGAUUUACAACCUUUUACAUUGUUAAAGAAUAAAAAAUUUAAAGCUUUUUGCAAUUUUUUAUAUUCUAAUUAUAGAGUGCCUUGUAUAAGUGAUAAUGAUGCAAAAAUAAUUAAAGCUUUUCAAGAAUUACAAAUUGCCAACAUUUCUUGCAGUAUAUAUACAAUUCAUCUAGCAGUAUCAGAUGGAUUAAAAAUUAAUUUAAGACAAGAAUUAUUAAAAAAAGCUAAAGCACUUAAUCUUUUUCUUGUACAUCAUAAUAAAUAUCAAAAUCAUUUUCUACAAAUUCAAAAAAUUCUUCAACCUACUAAAGACACAUUAGCACCAAUUCAAGAUAUCGAUAACAGGUGGAAUUUCACAUAUAAAGUUUUAGAAAGGCUUCUGAAAUUAAAACAAGCAAUUAAAUUAUUAUAUGAAGCAAUAUAA
Molecule: messenger RNA, 759 nt
Organism: Funneliformis geosporum
Lineage: Eukaryota; Fungi; Glomeromycota; Glomeromycetes; Glomerales; Glomeraceae
Source: the annotation of a GenBank genome assembly